UCAUACCUUUCUAGAGGCAGGGGGUGAUCUCACUAUUUGUAAAGCCCAGCCCUUUCCAAUCUGCAGGCUCACCUUCCAGGACGGAGCCCGGCCCAUUUUUUCCAUAUAUAAGCUGCUGCCGGGAAGCUCCUCUCAUAGAUCUGCUCCUUUCAGCUCUGCCUUCCACCUCUCACACCCUUCUCAACCUCUUCUUCUUCAGGAACCAUGUCUUACAAAUCCACUGUGAAGACCCAAAGCAUCAGCCGCAAGGGCUUCAGUGCCGGCUCAGCCAGAGUCCCUGGCGUGUGCCGCUCUGGCUUCAGCAGCGUGUCCCUGUCCCGCUCCAGGGGCAGUGGCGGCCUCGCUGGAGUGUGUGGAGGAGCUGGCUUUGGCAGCCGCAGCCUCUAUGGCCUGGGGGGCUCCAAGAGGAUCUCUAUUGCAGGGGGCAGCUGUGCCAUUGGUGGUGGCUACGGCGGCAGAAUUGGAGUUGGCUAUGGCUUCGGAGGUGGAGCCGGGAGUGGAAUCGGUUUUGGUGCUGGGGCUGGUAGUGGCUUUGGGCUCGGUGGUGGAGCUGGCUUUGGAGGUGGCUUCGGUGGUCCUGGCUUCCCAGUAUGCCCCCCUGGAGGCAUCCAAGAGGUCACCAUCAACCAGAGUCUCCUGACUCCCCUCAACCUGCAAAUCGACCCCACCAUCCAGCGGGUGAGGACUGAGGAGCGGGAGCAGAUCAAGACCCUCAACAACAAGUUUGCCUCCUUCAUCGACAAGGUCCGAUUCCUGGAGCAGCAGAACAAGGUCCUGGACACCAAGUGGACCCUGCUGCAGGAGCAGGGCACCAAGACCGUGAAGCAGAACCUGGAGCCUUUGUUCGAGCAGUACAUCAACAACCUCAGGAGACAGCUGGAUAGUAUCCUUGGGGAGAGAGGCCGCCUGGACUCGGAGCUCAGGGGCAUGCAGGACACGGUGGAGGACUUCAAGAACAAGUAUGAAGAUGAAAUCAACAAGCGCACAGUAGCAGAGAAUGAAUUUGUGAAUCUGAAGAAGGAUGUGGAUGCUGCCUACAUGAACAAGGUUGAACUGCAGGCCAAGGUAGACGCUCUCACAGAUGAGAUCAACUUCCUAAGAACCUUCUAUGACGCAGAACUGGCUCAGAUGCAAACCCACAUCUCAGACACUUCUGUGGUCCUCUCCAUGGACAACAACCGCAACCUGGACCUGGACAGCAUCAUCGCUGAAGUCAAAGCCCAGUAUGAGGAGAUCGCUCAGAGGAGCCGGGCUGAGGCUGAGUCGUGGUACCAGUCCAAGUACGAGGAGCUGCGGGUGACGGCGGGCAGACACGGGGAUGACCUGCGCAACACCAAGCAGGAGAUCUCUGAGAUCAACCGCGUGAUCCAGAGGCUGAGAUCUGAGAUUGACCACGUCAAGAAGCAGUGCGCCAGCCUGCAAUCCGCCAUCGCCGACGCCGAGCAGCGUGGGGAGCUGGCCCUCAAGGACGCCAGGAACAAGCUUGCUGACCUGGAGGACGCCCUGCAGAAGGCCAAGCAGGACAUGGCCCGGCUGCUGAAGGAGUACCAGGAGCUCAUGAAUGUCAAGCUGGCCCUGGACGUGGAGAUUGCCACCUACAGGAAGCUGCUGGAAGGCGAGGAGUGCAGGCUGAGUGGGGAAGGCGUUGGACAAGUCAACAUCUCUGUGGUGCAGUCCACUGUCUCUGGUGGCUAUGGUGGUGCCAGCGGUCUCGGCAGUGGUUUAGGCGUAGGCGGAGGAAGUGGCUACUCCUACAGCAUUGGAGGUGGCUUCAGUUCUGGCAGUGGUAGAGCCAUAGGGGGUGGCUACGGCUCCUCUGGGGGCAGCAGUUCCACCAUCAAAUACACCACCUCCUCCUCCUCCAGCAGGAAGAGCUACAAGCACUGAAGUCCUGCCAUGGGCUCAAGCUCCCACAAUGUCUCAGACUCCCUCUCUAGCUUCACCGCCCUCUCCUCCAAUUACUUCCUCUCUUCUGCUCCCUUCUUCUCUUACUCCUUGAAUUAGAACUGAAAUUACUGAUUACCCUCAUCUUCUCUCUCCCAAAACCUGUUACCCAUGAGGUUCCAUUGUUCAGCAUUGGAAGGUCACCGCUUGGGUCCUAUUCCAUAACAGGGCAAUCCUACUUGCUUUCCACUGGCCCAGGAGACCCCAUCUCAGAGAUGUUGUGUUCCUCCCUUGCAGUGAUCAUUAAAGUACAAGUGGUUCUUUGAUGUACAGGGUUUGUAUCCCUGUGGUGCUUCCUCUGCUCUUUCCCCCCUUGUAUUGCUAAAUAAAGCAGAUUUAUAAUAUAA
This is a messenger RNA of Capra hircus (goat), 2291 nucleotides long. It is a transcript of the gene KRT6A, whose product is annotated as keratin 6A. The record is from RefSeq and is a predicted model, not a curated record. Gene Ontology annotation, cellular component: keratin filament. The coding region runs from base 205 to 1887 and encodes 560 amino acids. Gene Ontology annotation, molecular function: structural constituent of skin epidermis. The transcript is spliced from 9 exons. NCBI's taxonomy places the organism in Eukaryota, Metazoa, Chordata, Mammalia, Artiodactyla, Bovidae. Gene Ontology annotation, biological process: intermediate filament organization; keratinization.